AUUGUAAUGCUAAAAUUAAAAAUUAAUUUUUGAGUUUCAUCUAUUGAAAAUUGAAAUUGUGUUGGAAGUUAAUUAAAAUGUUGUAUUGAAUUAAAUUUUACAUCAUAUAAUUUUUUGUACGAUGGAUCUUUUUGUUUUACUUUCGAUAUUCUCCGCAUCGGUCAUUAUUGGGUUGUUUGGUUUUAUAUUUCGUUAUAAAUUUUUUCAAAGUGAACCUGAGAAAGUUGUACAAGAUGAUCCAGUCGAUAGACCUAGACCAGGAAUUCGCACACAACAUCGUAACACAUUACGUCGAAACAAUCGCAAUGUAGUUGAACCUAGAAAUGAAAAUGCUGAAAAUGACGAUGCUACAGCCGACCCUAGUAUUGUUGCUGCUAUAGAUCCAAAACUAGGAGCGAAAAAACGAGCAAAAUUGGAAGCUAAAGCAGAGAAAAAAGCCAAACGAGAAGCUGAUUUACAAGAACGUGAAGACCGUAAGAAAAAACAAGAUGCAGAAGAAUCAGAGAGAAAAGCUAAAGAAGAUCACGAAAAGCGACAAGAACAAGAGCGAUUAGCACUAGAAAAGAAAAUCGAAGAAGAAAAGGCUAAAAAAGAGCAUUUAGAGUACAUACAAUUAAAAGAGACCUUUGGUAUAGAAGAAGAAGGCUAUGAAGAAACAUUAGAGGAUGAAGGAGUGACAUUAACUCAAUUCAUUGAACACAUUAAGGAAAAUAAAGUAAUUGUCUUGGAUGAGCUUGCUUUAAAAUUCAAAUUAAAAACUCAAAUUGUAAUAGAUAGGAUUCAAAGUUUAUUAGAAGAAGGCUCAUUAACCGGUGUAAUUGAUGAUAGAGGGAAGUUUAUUUAUAUAUCACAAUCUGAACUUAAUGCAGUCGCUUCAUUUAUCAUAAAACGUGGGAGAGUAUCAUUAAUGGAAUUGGCAGAACACAGCAAUAAUUUGAUUGUUCUUGAUAAACCAAUUUCUGCAGUAUAAAAUUAAACAGCUGUAUCUUUUAUAAAACAUAAAUCCCUAUUUGAAUCAUAAAUUAAAAAAUUGAAUUUUUAUACAA
Molecule: messenger RNA, 1046 nt
Organism: Acyrthosiphon pisum (pea aphid)
Lineage: Eukaryota; Metazoa; Arthropoda; Insecta; Hemiptera; Aphididae
Gene: Ddrgk1
Product: DDRGK domain containing 1
Molecular function (GO): ubiquitin-like protein ligase binding
Source: RefSeq, marked provisional